Messenger RNA from Auxenochlorella protothecoides, 708 nucleotides. RefSeq lists its product as hypothetical. The coding region runs from base 1 to 708 and encodes 235 amino acids. NCBI's taxonomy places the organism in Eukaryota, Viridiplantae, Chlorophyta, Trebouxiophyceae, Chlorellales, Chlorellaceae. The record is from RefSeq and is a predicted model, not a curated record. The transcript has 3 exons.
AUGGUGCUGGUGCUCGCGGUGCACACCGUGAAGGAGGUCUCCGCCACGGUGCCCUUCUCCACGAUCUUGCUCCAGGACAUCGUGGUGCACAAGAAGGCCCCCGCUGAGCACAAAUGUCGCCAGCUGAUCCCCACCUCCGGCAGCACCUCCACCAGCCUGUGGGACACCCCCGACCCCGCGGCCCUCCUGGCCUGGCUGGAGGGCGCAGUGGCGGUGGACGUGGCCCACUCCGUGCACGAGGUCCAGGAGGAGUUCGCGCUGGGGCUGGGCGACGUCGCGCGCGCGCGCGGCGCCGAUGUCGUGGCGGCCGCCGGGCGCGACGUGGCUGACACGACCGGCCGCGCCGUGCUGGACCUGGACGCGCGCCUGCACCUGAGCGAGAAGGCGGGGCGCGCGGCCGACGCAGUGCGCGACAGCGCGGUGACCAAGUCCACCGUCGCGGCGCUGAACAAGGCGGGAACGCGGGUGGCCGACGUGACCACCCGCGUGCUGGAGAGCGACCGCGUGGCCGCCGCCACCGACGCCAUGGGCGCGGGGUUCAAGAAGCUGGGCGCCUCCUUCACGCGCUUCGUGCGACCGGGGGAGCCGGCAGCGGCGGCCGGUGCCGGCGGCGACGCGCCCCUGAGCGGUGACAUGGCGACCCAGCCCGCCACCAAGCCCCCAACGCACUUCAGCUUGAACGAGGUCGAUGACCCUCGCCACCCAUGA